AUGUUCUACGUAAUAACACUUGUAACUAUAUUAAGUGCGGAAGCAAAAUUGCGUGUGUACCUUACAGACUCGCCGAUACAAAAAAUAGGCGGUCGUCUUUACAAAGAAGAAUUACUAACAAAUCGCUUCAAAGACCCAAAAGAACUCGCCUACGAUUCUUCAACACGAAAUCUAUAUUUCAUGUAUAUGGAUGAUGAAUUGCAAAACUCAGGUCGAGCAUACAUCAACAUAAUAACAAAGAAUGCCAAUAAAAUUAAAGGAAUAUCAAGAAAUAAGGCUACAGCUGUAGAUUCGGAUACAGGAGAUGUUUACUUUGGAUCGGAUAACGGCCUAUAUAAAUACGACCCCGUUACAAAUAUCGCUUCAGAUAUUGGUCUAUACAAUAUGAACAUAUUCAAAAUUGUUAUACGAAACAAUGAAAUGUUUAUAAUAGAUGCUAACAAUCAUAUGAUAUAUAAAAUAUAUGAUCUUGGCCUGCGUGGGGUUAAGGUUGGCCACAUGAAAACUGUCAUGGACUUCGACGUCGAUUACAAGAGGAACAUACAUUUUGUUACAAUGUGCGGGGUUUUCUGUGCAAUAAAUGGCGCUGAAGUUGUCAAAAACACGGAUUUGAAUGUUGUUUAUCAUUUUUUGAGUGACGAAGAGAAGACAUUUGGUGUGACAGAUGACGGUUUGUAUGAAAUUGAUUGCAGGAACGGUACGGCAAAUAAAGUGGCGACACUACAAUUUUACCCUAGAAGCAUAAUCUUUGGGGAUUAUGGUGAUAUAUUUUAUUCUGUUGACGACAAUAUCUAUAGGUUAAGGCCGAUCAAUUCUUAUCUUGUUUAUAAUGUUAAGACAAAUAAAAAUAAUUAA
This is a messenger RNA of Pieris macdunnoughi, 855 nucleotides long. The record is from the annotation of a GenBank genome assembly. Lineage: Eukaryota; Metazoa; Arthropoda; Insecta; Lepidoptera; Pieridae.